AUGGCUGGAUUUUUCAGACGAAUAUACGAUUGGCUGCUUAGCCUGUUUUGGGCUACGGAGAUGGAUAUCACGAUGAUUGGUCUACAGAAUGCAGGCAAGACAUCAUUGUUAAGGGUCCUUUCGGGGGGUGAAUUUACUACUGACUCUAUCCCCACCGUCGGCUUCAACAUGAAGAGAGUACAGAAAGGCCACGUUACACUCAAAUGCUGGGAUUUGGGCGGUCAACCUAGAUUUAGAGCCAUGUGGGAAAGAUAUUGCCGUGGCGCCAAUGCAAUUGUUUUUAUUGUCGACUCCGCGGAUAUUGCCGCCCUUCCGAUCGCCCGAGAAGAACUCCAUACACUUCUUCUAAAACCGAUUCUAGAAGGCAUCCCUCUUCUAGUUCUGGGGAACAAGUCGGAUCUGCCGGAUAAGUUAGGCGUUGAUGACCUCAUUGACGAACUUGACCUACGAGAAAUCAAACAUCGAGAGGUAUCUUGCUACAGUAUUAGCGCUAAAGAGGAGACAAACCUUGACGCAGUAUUGCAAUGGUUGAUUAAUAAGGCGAAGAAAUGA
Molecule: messenger RNA, 552 nt
Organism: Orbilia oligospora ATCC 24927
Lineage: Eukaryota; Fungi; Ascomycota; Orbiliomycetes; Orbiliales; Orbiliaceae
Exons: 6
Coding region: 1-552 (183 amino acids)
Biological process (GO): protein transport
Cellular component (GO): lysosomal membrane
Molecular function (GO): GTPase activity; GTP binding
Source: RefSeq, a predicted model, not a curated record